AGUUUUUUCCUUUGUCAUUGUUUUUUCCACAGGUUUUUUCUCAUCAUCUUUUAUUUAUUGAGUGGAAGAAAUACGGAAGGGCUAAGCUGAUGAUAACUGAAUAAGGUUGUAUAGUGGUACUCAAUUGGGUAACGGGCUCGCAUCUCACGGCAGAAAUGCAGUCAAAUCCAGACCGUGACGUAGUUACGAAUGGCGAAUGAGUAUACUUUUGAGUAGGUACAUUGGGAUUGAUCAUAGUUUACCACCGCUGGCGCUAUUACGAUGAAGGAAAACAUGAUCCUACAAUAAAUAUUUUAAUCAGUAGGGAACUUUUAAGCUAAAGGAGUACAAAAAAAAGUGAGUCAGCGUAUUUUAUAGCUGUUACUACAUGCACCAAGAAAAAUGUGCUAUGUUUUUAAUUUUGGUGUGGCCUUCGUGUAUAUCUUGCAAAGGUUGUCCCAGUUCGCGAUGGCGGUGUGGAUGGUGUUCCUGAUGCUGGUGCUGGUGGGGUUCGCCGGCGCGGUGGGCGUGGCCUACGGGUACAACUACUCGCUCGCUGAGUACAUUUACAACAAGCCAUACGGACAGCCGUUCUUUUUAAGAGGCGGCAGGCUUAUCCACGAGCAGUUUUUUAUGGACCAAAAUCAAAUUUUGCAAUACUCUAACGUGCCAUAUGAUGUAGGCCUGGAGAGAUACAAUGAAGACAACUUCUAUAUGAAGGAAAUUGAACAUUUUACUCCGCCAUGGUACCCCCACCGCUAUGGCAAAUAUUCCAACCAGUUCAAUACCAAUCGAAGAAACAUGCAGGAUAUCAAAUCUGAACAAAAUCUUUUACAGAAACUUACGACCAUAAUCAGAAAGAUAAAGGAUGUUUCACCGGGAGUUGAGUCGAGGGUGUCGAGGAUGGCCGAGGACUUGCAGCAGGGAGCGGACCAGGACCUGGCCCGACCCAGGACAGACCCCGACUCAAGUUCUACCCUCAAGAGUGAUUUAGCUGAAACUGGGUCAGGUUAGGUUGAACCCAAAACUGCUACAUGAUGCUGUGAAGGUCGAGACUGAUAUUAUUAUGAUUUUUUGCAUGACGAUUAUAUUAGAAAUUAGAACUUCUUCUAUUUUACUUUGAUAAAGUAUAAUUUUAAUUGCCUUUAGACAAUUUUAAGUGUUUUAUCUUUUAUUUUUGUAAGUUUCAUAUAAUUAUAUUAAAAUAAAAUUGAAAUUAAUUAUUA
Molecule: messenger RNA, 1205 nt
Organism: Plutella xylostella (diamondback moth)
Lineage: Eukaryota; Metazoa; Arthropoda; Insecta; Lepidoptera; Plutellidae
Source: RefSeq, a predicted model, not a curated record